This is a messenger RNA of Strongylus vulgaris, 843 nucleotides long. NCBI's taxonomy places the organism in Eukaryota, Metazoa, Nematoda, Chromadorea, Rhabditida, Strongylidae. The record is from the annotation of a GenBank genome assembly.
AUGUUGGAUCUGUUCAAUCUGCUUGGAUGGGGAACAUUUUGGGAAGGAGAAGACCUACCACAAAGUGCUUCAACGCGACUCGUUCACAUCGUUAACAUAUCACAGAGUCAACCUCCAUGGCUAGCUCGACCUCUCUACGGUCUAGCUGCACCAGUAAUUAUUCUCGUCACACUUGUCACCAAUUCCUUCAUAGUGGUGGUAAUAGGCGUUGACUCAUGGAAAGCAAUGCUGUUAUGCCUUCGUGCCUUAUUUGUGCAUAUACUGCCAUGUGCUCUUCUAAUUAUUUUCACCACAUGUUUAUUCAAAACUGUCAAUGAAGCAGAUCGAAAGCGUAGCAUACAUCAAAUGCCCUGCCGUAAGGUGCAGUCCACAUCUGGAUGUUUAUCAUCAAAUCGUCUUAUGCAUGCUACAACACGAAUGCUUCUAGUUGUCAUCGCCAUCUUUUUACUCAUUGAAAUUCCUGUAGCAUUAAUAUUUAUUAUGCACCUAUUAGUGGUAUUCUAUCGGCUCCUCGACAUGAGCGAUUACAAAACCGUGAAUAAUCUUCUUAUUAUUAGGAAUUUUCUGAUAAUACUAACGUACCCGCUCAAUUUUGCUAUUUAUUUCGGGAUGAGUUCAUCCUUUAAAUUGCAGUUUCGGCAAUUAUUUUCCCGACAAGUGCUGUAUAUCACUUCCCCAGCUGAUGGUGCUGGAUGGCGUCCGCGGUUCUCUGUGCAACUCAUCGAUAUUCACAAAUUACGCAGACCAAGUCGAUUGAUGCGCAAAAUGACUCAGAAUUACGGCCAGAAACGAAUGUCUGCUACGGCAUUGGAUGCUGCUGCAAUGACGGAUGAGUAUCUGUAA